CGGUAAUGUGUGAUAGCCUAAUAAUGUCCUCGAAAAUCAUCAGAUCUGUGAUAGCGCCUGUAGCCUAAUAUAAUUCGCCCAGUGGAAUAUCAGUCCCGCCUCCCUUCAGUUUCAGUUUCCAUGAAAGGAGCUGUUACAAUGAAUCUACCUUUCAUCCACGUUCUACUGGUGGGGUGCAUGACAGGUUUUGCCCCCUGUCUUGGCCUUGCACCCAAAAGGACGAACUGCACGGUGCACGGUGGCACAGCAGACUGCAGCCAUCUGGGAUUGAGGGAAAUCCCGUCCGAUCUCCCGAUAAACAUCACCAGACUGGAUGUGUCUCACAACCAGCUGAGGACACUUAACCCGGCUACUCUGGUGCUCUUCCCAGCCCUUCGACACCUGGACGUGAGCUACAACAGUAUCGCUAAACUGGAUACAAGCUUAUGCGCGAGCCUCCCCUCCCUCAAGAACCUCAGCGUACAACACAACGUGGUUCACAUACUGAAGAAUGAAGACCUGCAUUCAUGCUCACAUUUGACUGAUCUUAACCUCGCUGACAACAGGUUGAAACUUAAAGACGAACCUUUCGCUGCCCUCCAGAGUUUGACAUGGUUGGAUGUGUCUUUUAAUGGCUUGUCAUCAGUGAAGUUGGGAAAUCAACCCCAAAUGGCGAACCUAGUGACCCUUGCACUUUCAGGGAACAAAAUUGUGACCUUGGGGAAGGAUGACUUUUCCUUUCUCAAAAACUCUUCUCUGCAAGUCCUCAGGCUGUUGGAAAUGGCACAUCUACAAACGAUUGAACCGGGAUGCUUCAAACCUCUCUCUGGCCUGAGAGCCCUUUUGCUGGACAACAGUAGACUCGCUUCCUUGGUGAUCUCCAAGCUGUGUUUUGAGCUGUCUGUAACAGCACUGAAGGACCUGUCCCUCAGAAACACUCAGCAAACCUCGCUCCGUAACUACACGUUCACCGGGCUCCAUUCCACUAACCUCACCAGGUUGGACCUGGGCAUGAACAACAUGGCUCAUAUUGAGAAUGGGUCAUUUCUAGGGCUCAGUAAUCUGGACUCUCUGUCUUUGGAGCAGAACAACCUGAAGAAUUUGAACACUAGGACAUUCCAAGGGUUGGAGAACCUGCGGUGGUUGAAUUUAUGGAAUGCAGUGAAGGGAAACAUGGGAAAAGGUUCCUUUGAGCCACUGGGAAAGCUGGAGAUCCUGUACAUGGGGAAAUCAUCCAUGACAGAUGUUAAGGAACUACCUUUUUCUGGUCUGCACAGUUUAACAUUUUUGGAUUUGAGCUGGAGCACAUCAAUGAUGAAAACUGUCACUAACAGGACAUUUGCCGCUCUUGCGGGUUCACCUCUGAAGACCUUAAACCUAACCUAUAUGGCACUCCAAAAUCUGAGCCCAGGCGCCUUCUCUUGCCUGGGAAACCUUACCACUCUCAUGCUGGCAAGGAACUUCAUCAGCCAGAGCCUGUCAGGAUUGGAAUUUCAAGGUCUUCAACAGGUGGAGAAAAUAGAUCUUUCUAUCAAUAGGCAACAGAUUAGCCUGACCCCUGAAUCGUUUAUAAAUGUGCCCAGACUGAAGGUUCUUUAUUUGAGCCAGGCCCUCAGUGGAACAUUGGACCUGAAACCAUCACCCUUCCACCCCCUGGUCAACCUUACAUUGCUUGACCUCAGCAACAACAAUAUUGCCAACAUCAAUGAAGGAUUACUGGAGGGACUAAUCCAUCUGAAGAUCUUGAGACUACAGCAUAACAACCUGGCUCGGCUUUGGAAGAGGGCAAACCCUGGUGGUCCUGUGCUUUUCCUAAAGACCUUAUAUAGCCUUACCAACCUCCAGAUGGACUCAAAUGGCCUGGAUGAGGUUCCAGUGGACGCCUUUCGGGGUUUAACCAACCUUAGAGAGCUCAGCCUCAGUGGGAAUAUCCUUGACAAGCUAUACAAGCCUGUAUUUGAUGAUCUGACAUCUUUACGUGUCCUUCAGAUGCAGAAAAACACUGUGACAUCAGUGCCUAAAGAGGUCUUUCAGCCUGCAUUUGCAAACCUAAGCGAACUGCGCAUGGAACGUAACCCCUUUGAUUGCACUUGUGAGAGCAUCCUGUGGUUUGUUGAGUACCUGAACUCCACCAACGCCAGCGUCCUGGGCCUCCCGGGAGACUAUAUCUGUAACACGCCAUCUGCUUACUACAACCGUUCCAUCAUGAAUUUUGAAAUCCUAUCCUGCAAGGAUGAGACACCUUUCCAGGCACUCUUUGUUCUGACCAGCACUGCUGUUCUGUCUCUGCUGUUCUAUGCCUUUCUGGUGCGCUUCCAGGGCUGGCGCAUCCAGUUCUACUGGAGUAUCCUGGUCAGCCGCACCUUGGGCUUUAAGGAUGAGGCUGUGGAGGAAGGGAGAUAUGAAUAUGAUGGCUACAUUAUCCAUGCGGCACAAGACAGUCGUUGGGUGGACCAUCAGCUACUCCCUUUGGAAAAUGAAAAAUUUAAAUUCUUUUUGGAGGAUCGAGAUGCUGAACCGGGUCGCUCACAGCUAGAAGCCAUUGUGGACAACAUGAGAAAGUCCAGGAAAAUAAUAUUUGUUGUUACGGAGAAACUUCUGAAGGAUUCCUGGGUUCGACACUUCAAGGCGCACCACGCGCUGCACCAGCUGAUGGAGGACAGCCGUGACUCGGUGGUGCUGGUGCUGCUGCAGGAGGUGCGCGACCACCAGCUGCGGGCCCUGUUGCUGCGCCGCUCCAUGCUGAAGCCCCGCUGCAUGCUGCGCUGGCCCCACCAGAGGGAGCGCAUCCCCGCCUUCCGCCAGAAGCUCCGCCGGGCGCUGGCCUCCAGCAACCGGGCGUCCAGCCCCAAGUGGCUCCGCUGACCGGACGCCUCACUGUAGAGCACGCGGGACGCUCGGGCGCUCGGGAGUCGGCCUGCGCUGAGCGUGGGGAUAACUAGUUCUCAGUUGGGGGAGGAAGCUGUUUGUGUGGCUGAUUGCCAGAGAUCCAGAGGUAUCCUUAAUGUUGGAUUUACUGUAUGUGCUGGGGGCUUGUGUUGUUGUUCAUUUUACAAUUCAUUUGAGAGGGAUAGCGCUGCAUAUUUGUGUGACUUGUAUGAACAAGUGUGUAUUCUCUUGGCAGAAGGGAAAGCAAGACAUGUUUUUGUUUGUUUUGCCUUUAUUUAUGUAGGGCAGUGAGGAGUGAGUGGAAGCGAAAGACAGGGUGGGGUCGGGAAAUGGCUGCACUGCAGGUCAGAUUCAAACUGGGCUCCCUGUGGGCACCUGGUUCCAAAUGUGGUACAGACACUGCAGCCACUUGCACCACAGAUCCGCCAGCAAUGCAUGAGUAGCUCAUUAAGCUAUAGCUCAAUACGUAGCUCAUUAAAGUAGUUUAGAUGGAGAACUAUGACAUUGAGUUAAGGUACUUUUGUUAUUCUCUUAAACUUGAUUGCAAAUAGAUAAUGCGGUGCAUUGCCAGUAGUAGGGGCUAGAUGGUACAUUUACAUGGUACAUGGGUGGCAUUGCCAGUUUCUAGUUUCAUUUCUUUAAUCCAAAAUCAAACAACGAAACCAGAAUGUCAUUCCCUGCAACGUGUAGGAAAUAACUUGCACACACUUUGAGACAUGGAACCAAAAUUAGCCCAUACUGAAAAUAAAAUGGAUGCGCCAUUUUACCAGUAGACAUUUUGACAUGAAAGUAUGGCAGGUGCAGGUGUUACUAAUGACUUUAUGGUUCCAGCCAUUCUACAUGGAAAUUGAAAUGACUACUCUAAGCUGUCAAGUUUAACUAAGAUGGUGGAGAUUUGUGAAGCCACAGUAACCAGUCAUUACUUGAAUGUGUCUUGUUUCUUGUUACAUAUUUUUAUAUCCUUUCAAGAUAUGAGCUACUGUAUGUGCAAACUUAGUGAUAAUGCACAUAACAAAGACAAUUGUUUGUGUUUCUUUUUAUGCUAUAGCUUUCAAGCAAUUUGUGCACUUGGGUCCCCAUGUUCUUGCACUUACUUUGUAUUUUCGUUGCCUUUUCGUGGAAGCAAACUUCCUAUUUUUCAGCUCUGAAACAAGUGGUUGGCAGUAAUUGCCUCAGAUGUACAGAUGUGAUUGGAAAUGUUACAUUUUACUUCAAAGGAAAUUUACAUUUUGACUACUGCUUUGGGUUUCUGUGGUGCACAGUGCCAUCGUGUGGAUACAUUUAAUAACAGUUUUUAGUUGAAACUAAACACAUGUUAUAUGAUAUAGCAAAUAUAUAAAAUGUUGCAGAGAUAUUUCAACAUAUAUUGUCUUCAUUCUUUCCUAAACAAAGACACAAAAGAUCUGCCAGUUACUGGCAUAUCUCUGCCUGUGAACAAGAUAAUGAUAUGAAGACAUUGCUAUGAAAGAAAGCUGUUUUCAAGUGCAGUAAACAUUAACAUAUGGAACAAAAAUCCUCCAAUAAUAUGUGAGGAGUGGCAUUCUUCAUUGGUCUGCUUACUUUUCUGAUGACUCACAUCAUUUGAAUCCAUCCCCUAAUUUGAAUGCAAGGUGCAUCGCGGAGCAGAGCAAGGAGGCGUGUGAACUGGUUUAGAGCU
This is a messenger RNA of Sardina pilchardus (European sardine), 4525 nucleotides long. RefSeq names its product toll-like receptor 3 (gene tlr3). Gene Ontology annotation, molecular function: protein binding. Gene Ontology annotation, biological process: signal transduction. The record is from RefSeq and is a predicted model, not a curated record. The coding region runs from base 121 to 2844 and encodes 907 amino acids. Lineage: Eukaryota; Metazoa; Chordata; Actinopteri; Clupeiformes; Clupeidae. The transcript is spliced from 5 exons.